Molecule: messenger RNA, 2344 nt
Organism: Drosophila serrata
Lineage: Eukaryota; Metazoa; Arthropoda; Insecta; Diptera; Drosophilidae
Source: RefSeq, a predicted model, not a curated record
UCGUCGCAGCGAGUUCGCGAGUUCGAACAGCGGCGCACAGGUAGGAAAAAAGUGGAGAGCAGCAAACGGCUUCGGCUACGGUUUCGGCUCCUUUUCGUGGAAGGGCGCGCGCGUGGAGCUGCCCGAGUAACGGAUCCCGGAACGGGGGAUCCUACGCGGCGAACAACUGGCUUUAAGGCGGCAAACCAGAUUGCGCAAUUAACCGAGUGAAUCGCCAAAUAGGCAACGGCUUUUGUGUCUGAGGCGCUGAGUGAAAUUCGAUAGGAGAGGCAAAGCCAAACGACAAAAACGACGCGACGAUCAACGGCACUGCAAAGCUGUUUUUAAAACAAAAAACUGAACUAAAAAGAAAUAUACGACAACAGCAACAAAAACAAAACCGACAGACAGAUAACCAACAUGGCGACCGCCGCCUGCGUUCGCUGCGCCCAGCAACAACAACAACAACAGCAGCAAAAGCAACAAACACAGCAAAAACAGGCGCAGGCGCAGCAGCAGCAGCAGCAGCAGCGACGCAACAGCGGCAGCCAUCGGAUUCUGCAAAUUUACGGAGCGUGGGCGCUGAUCACGCUCCUGGCCGCCAGCGUUGCCAUCGUCCAAAGUGCAGCAGUCUCCUCCUUCGGUGAUCGCCAUUCGCACCCAACUUUCAAGCCUCUGUGCAGUGUCCAGCAUGAGCACUUCAUCGAGAGCGAUGGCAAGGAGUCCAGUCUUAUUAUUGAGCUCAAGCCAGGCUCCUAUGGUGAGGAGCAUCCUUCCUGUGCCCGCAUCCUGAGUGCUCCGCCCAGCUAUGGCUUCAUAGUGCGCCUCAUCCUGCCCAAGCUGAGGCACAGUCAACCUCAACCGGAUCCGGAAACUACGAGUCCGGCCACAAAUAUAAUGGCGGCUGCCACCAACUCAUCUAAGCUAAGGAGGACGGCCAAAUCGGAAGCUGCCAUGGUCAUGGGACAGACCAACUUAACGACAACUUCCCGGGUGGUUGGACGCAGUUGUCCGCUGAAUAUUUUCAGCUCGUUGGACCCGCACACGGCCCAGUGGCGUGUGGAUCCCUGCCAGCUGGAGGACACUGCCUCGGAGAUGGAGGACCCUGUGAGGCUCUUCCAUGGUCGUGUAAGGAUCGUGUGGGAACAUGGCAUGAAUACGCUGCGCUCCAAGCUAAUGGUCACUGUGUUGGGCAAGGGAGAGCAGUGCAAGGAUGGCAGCAAGCAUCAGUGCCUGAGGAUAGGGGAUGAACCCAUUCUGUGCAUCUCCAAGGAGCUGGCCUGCGACGGCAUUCGCCAUUGUCCUUAUAGCAACGAAUAUGACAGCGACGAGGAUUACGAGCUGUGCUCGAAGAAGCGUCGCCCGGGUGCGGGUCACUUGCCCGCCGGCCUGGAGUCGGAUCUCUUUGAGCAAUUUGCCCUGGAAGUGUUUCGCAAUCUCUUUGCCAAUGACGCACCCACGGGGCCAGCGGUGGUAGUCCCAGGAAAUGGCAGCAGCAGCGAGGGAGUUGGAGGAGAUAACUCUACCAGUUCAACGACCACCACACUCCGCAAGGUGCACACCAAAGACAUGAAGAAGCCCGGCGAUGGUUCACCCAAUUCCAUAGAUCCCAGGAUACACACGAAUGUUGUCGAACCCAAGGUGGACAAUGACACCAUUGAGAUGGGUGUGGGCACAGGAGCUGGAAGUGGUUUCACUCGACGCAAUUCAACGCGAUCGGGUCUGCACUCGGAUCUGUCCAAGUAUGGACCUUGGGGUUACCUGAUGCUUGGGAUGCUCCUGUGCGGCGGAGCUCUGCUCAUUUGCGGCCUCUGGGCCUCCGCAUCUCAGCAUGCGGUCAACAACGAGCGGGAGGCGGCGCUGGCCGCUGCCAAUGGUGGCGGAGGCGGUAGCGGUGGCCAGGACCACCUGGGUGCCACCUCGCCGCCCAACUACGAGGAGCUGGAUCCACCGCCAGCCUACUCGGUGCUCUUUCCCAAUCAGAAGGCGGCCAGCAGUAAUACGCUGAAUCUGGAUGCAACGGCAGCCAGUACAACAACAGCGGCGGCAGCAGCAGCAGCGGCAGCAGCAGCAGCAGCACUAGCCGGAGCAGUGCCAGGUGAUGCAACAUCACAUCCUACUCCCCAGCAGCAGCAGCAGCAGGAACAGACAACGAACUAGCCACUAAGCCUGACAAGACACCUGUCGCACACACCUGGAAGAACGUAGCUUUUAAGGUCCCAACAUCUCUUCGACUGACUCUGAUGCAAUUAGCUUAAACCAAUUUAGUGAUAGACCUAAGUGUGACUCUAUGUUAAAUGAUUGACUAUAUCUGUAUGCUAACUAAUAACGAAUAACAUUAAAACGGAAUAAUGUAACAAAAUAA